This is a messenger RNA of Closterium sp. Naga37s-1, 3327 nucleotides long. Lineage: Eukaryota; Viridiplantae; Streptophyta; Zygnematophyceae; Desmidiales; Closteriaceae. The record is from the annotation of a GenBank genome assembly.
AUGAGCACCGUGCUCUCCGACCCCGACGCCCACGCCCUGCGCCAGGAAGGUGAGCACGAGGAAGGUGAGACUGAGGAAGCCAGCCGCGUGCUGGGGGGCGGCGACAUCAAGAUAGUGAAGCGGCGCGACCUGGCGGAGGCGGAGGGGCGGGUGGGCGAGGAGAAGCAGUUCUGCGCGCUCAAGCACAGCGAGUGGCUGCGCUGCCUCAGAGAAGAGCUCAUGCUGCUCCGGAUCGAGCGCCAGAACAGCAUGCUGGACUACACGCCCUCCCACCGCCCCUCCCCCGUGUCCCCCUCCCUGCGCCUCGCGGACUUCCCUUCCCCUUCCCCUCCGCCCCUCGCCUCCCACUCCUUCCACGCUCACACCAGCAGCCCCAGCAGCAACGGCGCCACUGCCUGGCUGGGAGGGGGCCGGCCGUGGGAACAGCAGCAGCAAGGGAUGGGGGGUGCGGGGGUGAUGGGGGCGCGCAUGAGGGAAAUGGGUGCUGCUGAUGGCAUCUUCCCUGCGCUGCCUGCCUCUGCCUCCCCGUGGUCACCAGUAGUAGCAGCAGCAGGUGGAGGGGCAGGAGGGGCGGCGAGUUGCAGUCCUGUGCAGCGCAGCAUGAGCAUGGCGCCCACCAGGGCGCUGCACCAAGGUAUUCACAGCAGGUGGCACACAGCAGGUGGCACACAGCAGGUGGCACACAGCAGGUGGCACACAGCAGGUGGCACACAGCAGGUGCAUAAGAGAAGAAUUCGCGUGGGUGGCACUGUGCCGCCCUGGAGGGCUGCUGCUGACGUGGCCGCCUCCUGCAUUCCCCCAUGCUCCACCACCGACGCAAGGCUAGCCAAGCGCCCUCUGCCCGUGCCUCUCCCUGUGUUCAGCCCAUCCUCGCACCCCUCGCCCCCCGCCCGCCCCACACCCACCACCCCUGCCCUCCUGCGCCUCUCCUCCAUGUCCCUCUGCUCCUCCUCCUCCCCCCUCGACCACUUCCUUGCUUCCACCUCCGCUGCCGCUGCCGCUGCAACCACCACAAGCAACGCCAGCGGCAGCAGCGGCGGCAGCAGCGGCGGCAGCAGCGGCAGCAGCAGCGGCAGCAGCAACAACAACGUCACCACAAGCAGCAGAGGCGGGGGUGAUGGUGAUGCCACGUGCUCCGCCACGUGUCACCGAGAGCCCCCUGCAGGCGGGCAAGCAUACCCGUUGGUGCUGCAGCACACGCGGCACAGCAGCCUGGCUCUCAGGGGCGGCGAUGGUGACUCCCUGCCCGCCCUGCUCGCCCACUGGCCCUCCCACCACCACCACCACCGCCACCGCCACCGCCGCAGCACCACCAUUGGGUCCCUGACCGAUUUGGACCAUGAAGCGGGCGGCAGCGGGCGGCAAGCAGCGAUGGUGGCGGCAGAGGCGGCAGCAACGGGCGGGCAGCGCAUGGUGCGCAUGUGGGAGCGCUUGAAACGCAUCAUGCCGCCACCCAGAGGUUCCGACAUUGAGCAGCAUCUCAACCACAGCGCCAGUUUCGGGGCGAGCAUGGGCAUGGGCAUGGGAGUGGGCACGAGCGGGGGUGCGAGUGUGAUUCAGCUGCCAGUGGGGAUGACGCUGGUGGAGGCGCUGCUGGCGGGCCGUGUGCCGCGCAACCAGAGGGGCGCCGCCUGGGUCGCCAUCGCCAUCGCCCACCCUCAUGACACCCUGGCGGAUGGCAGCAGCUACGCCUCUCUGCUCAUGCAGCCCUCCGCCUCCGCCAAGGAGAUAGAGCGGGACGUGAACCGCACCUUCCCCAACCACCGGCUGUUCCAGGAGGAGAGGGGCGCGGGCCAGCAGUCGCUCUUCAACGUCAUCAAAGCCUACUCCGUGUUGGACAAGGAAGUCGGCUACUGCCAGGGCAUGGGGUUCAUAGCAGCGACACUGCUGAUGAGCAUGGGGGAGGAGCACGCCUUCACGUGCCUCGUCUUCCUCAUGUACCGCUGCGGCCUGCGAGGGGUCUUCCUGCCCGACAUGCAGCAGCUGCAAGUGCGCAUGUAUCAGCUCACCCAGCUGCUCAUCCACACUCUGCCACGCGUGCAUGCCUUCUUCGAACACCUCGACAUCAAACCCGUGAUGUAUGCGGCGGACUGGUUCCUCACUCUCUUCGCGCGCACCAUGCCUCACUACCUCGUCUUCCGCGUCUUCGACAUCAUCCUUGCGGAGCAGACUACUGCAAUUGUCUUCAAGCUCGCCAUCGUUCUCCUGCAGGUGUGCAGGCGGCAGCUGCAGCAGUGUCCGGAGAUGGAGUAUGCCAUGUGCCUGCUGCGCACCGAGCUGCCAGCGCAGCUCAAGGAGGUGAGCGAGGAGGAGAUGGAGGAGCUGGUGUACAAGGCCAUGCGGGUAGACCUGCCCUUUGAGAGCCUGCUGCGACUCGAAGCAGAGUACGAUCUGCUGGCUGGGGAGGCAGCAGCGGCGGCGAGGGACGUGCAGGCAGCAGCCGAGGCGAGUGAGGCGGCGGCCCUCUCGUGGGGCGCCAACCGGCAGCAGCUGGAGGCCCGACUCUGCCAUGCCACGCUCGUACUGAAGCAGGGCGAGCGCCUGGCAGCCCACAUCACAGCCACCCUGGCCCUCUCCGAGUCUGCCCAUCACUCUUCCUCCUACCCUUCCCCGUGCUCAACACCACCGCCUGCCGAUACGAAGCCCCACACUUGUCCACCCACCGUAAGAAGCCAUGCAUCUGCCUCUCAUGCGGCCUGUGCUUUGCAUGCUGCCCUGCACAUGGGUAAUGGUAUGGGCGGACCCUCAGAGAGCAGUCAUGAGCCCCGGGUCACAAGGGACAGCAGUGGAGGGGGAAUGCGGAGUGGCCGGGCUGGAGGGGGCGGCUGUUUGCUGGUGAAUGGCAGUGGGGUGAGGGGGCUUGAAGGUUCACGACCUGAGUGCUUGAAUGGUGCUUCGUGCACCGAGGAGGGACGGCGGCCCUUGGAGGGUGGAGAGGGAGAGGCGAGGGUGUGUGAGGAGCAGGGAGUGUGUGAGGAGGAGGGAGCAUGUGAGGAGGGCCUACCAUUGGAGGAGAGAGUGCAGCUGUGGGAGGAGCGGGUGGCAGUGGUAGGAGGAGGGAACAGCACGGUGGAAACGCUAAGAGCAGUGAGAGCGGCGCAGCACGAGUGGGUGCAGGUGGGGCUGGCGCUGGCACUGGCAGAGCGCGAGGUGGCGUGCCGCCUCGACAUGGGUGCGCCGCCCAGUGACUCUUCAGCCGCGCUGGGAGCUCUCAUGGGAGGAGGGGCGCAGGAGCUGGUGGUUGUGGAGGUGGGGGGCUGUGUGGGGGAGAAUGGAGCACAUGGGCGUGGCAGCAUGCGACAGUACGAUGCUGUGAAGAGAUUAUGA